ACGGUGUGUGCUUCGUUGUGGUUUACUAAUAUUAUGCCUUUUUUAUAGAUUAAUUCAAGCAGUCUGUCUGGUGGUGGUGGGAUAAUGGGAUUUACAAUUUACUGUAGCCUACUUCCUUUUAAAAUAGAUACAUUGGCAGGUGAACAGGUUUUCCUUGUCUGAAGGGGGGUCCUAUAUCAAGGAAGCUGACAAAAAGCUGAUCUGAUUUGUUGAACUAACACUGGGGUGUACUUUUGUUUUAUUCAACAAAACUAAUACGAGGUUAAAUACAGUUCUUCAAUAGAUAUGAACCAGUUAUUUGCAGACUGUCGAAAUACAGUGUAUGUUGUUUAUUUGUUCUUGUUUUUUUUUAGUUUUUUUUUUUUUACCAGAAAACGAAACUACAUGCUGAAACCCUUAAGCAGAAUGCACAAAAAUGAAAGUGAAAGCUGUAGGGUGAAAGUAUUCUGUAGUAUCGUCAACAACAACACUUCUGCCCGACUAGUCUUCCAGUUGUUCUCGAAAGUGUUCCCAAAAUAAAAAUAGACUCUAUUAGCUAUUUGCUUAGCUUGUCAAUUCAGCCUCGGUUUGUCAAGGAAAAAUUGGAAGAUGGACAUCGAUGAAGGAUUUUAUUCCCGUCAGCUGUACGUUCUUGGCCAUGAUGCGAUGCGUCGCAUGGGCGAAGCAAACGUUCUUAUUGCGGGCAUGCGUGGGCUUGGUGUAGAAAUUGCCAAGAAUGUCAUCCUUGCCGGUGUGCGGUCAGUCACAGUUCAAGAUGAGAGAGUGGUCGAGUGGUUUGAUUUGUCAUCUCAAUUUUAUUUGAAGGAAACCCACCUGGGUCAAAACCGGGCCCUGAGCUGUCUCAGCAGCUUGUCUCGCCUCAAUGGGCAUGUGUCAGUGGACGGCCACAACGGUCCUCUUGAUGAAAGUCUUCUCAGUAAAUUCCAGGUUGUGGUGCUCACAAACUCUUCACUAGAUGAACAGAUACGUAUUGGAGCAUUUUGCCACUCCAAGAAUAUCAAGUUAAUCAUAGCUGACACUAAAGGACUCUGUGGACAGUUGUUCUGUGAUUUUGGAGAAGAGUUCAGGGUCAUAGAUUGUGAUGGGGAGAGCCCUGUCACAGUUAUGAUUGACUCCAUCACAAAGGGGAACCCUGGCAAAGUCAGAUGCACAGACGAGCACAACCUUCGAGAUGUCACACAUGUCACCUUCUCUGGGGUGCAGGGUAUGGAGGAACUGAACACCUGUGGGCCUGUUGGUGUUCAGGUGCUGGAUGAUUACUCCUUCAGCAUCUGCGACACCUCAGCUUUCUCAGAGUAUGAGAAAGGUGGAGUAGCAUCAGAAGUGAAGAAGUCAGAGACCCUAACAUUCAAACCCCUGGUUGAGGCUCUGGAUGAAGCCCUGACGGACCCUGAGAUUAUGGUACCGACUGACUACGGAAAGCUGGAGAGCCACCAGACUCUGCACGUUGCCUUCCAGGCUCUUCAUGAUUUUGUGGGAAGCACAGGGCAUUUACCGAAGCCCAGGUCAAAGGUGGAUGCUGAUAUGCUGGUGACCAUGACAAGGAAACGGAGCGAGGCCUCCCGACUGGAGGAGUUAGAUGAGGGCGUGGUGAGGAAGCUGUCUAUGUGUGCCCGCGGUGACCUUGCCCCCGUCAAUGCUUUCAUUGGAGGACUAGCUGCCCAAGAGGUCAUGAAGGCCUGCAGUGGGAAAUUCACUCCCUUGCAUCAGUGGCUGUAUUUCGAUGCACUGGAGUGUCUCCCUGAGGGAGAGGAGGAUGAGGAAGAGGCCCUAACGGAAGACGCAUGUGCCCCGAAAGGUUGUCGUUAUGAUGGACAGAUUGCUGUGUUUGGGUCAGCCUUUCAGGAGAAGCUGGCCAGACAGAGGUAUUUUUUGGUUGGCGCUGGUGCCAUUGGCUGUGAGCUGUUAAAGAACUUCUCCUUGAUUGGCUUGGGAGCUGGAGAGGGUGGGCACAUCACUGUGACUGACAUGGACUCCAUUGAGCGAUCAAACCUGAAUCGACAAUUUUUGUUUAGCUCACAGGACAUUGGGAGGCAAAAGGCUGAGGUGGCGGCGCGGGCGGCACGGGAGAUGAACCCGACGCUGAACAUCACGGCUCACCAGAACCGGCUGGGCCCAGAGAGCGAGGGGGUGUACGGGUUGAGCUUCUUCCGGCGGCUGGAUGGAGUAGCCGCAGCGCUGGAUAAUGUUGAUGCAAGAGUCUACCUGGACCAGCUCUGUGUGCUGCACCAGAAGCCCAUGCUAGAAGGAGGCACCCUGGGCACCAAAGGCUCAACAGUGGUGGUGGUUCCCCACCUCACUCAGUCCUAUGGCCCUGCGACAGCCACGGGCACUGCCAUCCCUCUCUGCACCCUUAAGAACUUCCCACACCGCAUAGAGCAUACCCUACAGUGGGCCAGAGACCAGUUUGAAGGCAUUUUCAAGCACUCCGCAGAGAGCCUGAACCAGUACCUGAGUGAUGACAGCUUCCUGUCACGCUUGGAGAAGGGUAACGAGGUAGAAGCCCUGGAGGUACUUGAGGCCGUCAGUGCCAGCGUGGGUGACCUCCGACCCCGGAGCUGGGAGGACUGUGUCCGCUGGGCCCGACUGCGCUGGGAGACUCUCUACAACCAUGACAUCAGGCAGCUGCUCCACUGUUUCCCUCCCGACGCGGUGACCAGCUCGGGGGUGCCAUUCUGGAUGGGUGCUAAGAGAUGUCCUCAUCCCCUGACCUUUGACCCUGAGUGUACCACCCAUAUGGAUUUCAUGGUGGCUGCUGCCAACCUCUACGGCCAGACCUACGGCAUCAAAGGCGCCUGCGACCGUGCCAGCGUCAGAGCCCUGUUGGCAGGGCUUCGUGUGCCGGUGUUUGCCCCCAAGUCCUCGGUGAAGAUCCACGUGAGCGAUGAAGAGAUGGAGGAAGACAAGGGGAAGGACGUGGACACAGCACGACUGGAGGCGCUGAAGGCCGAGCUGGCCUCCACCACCAGGCCCGACUGCCAGGCUAUGAGGAUGCACCCACUGGAGUUUGAGAAGGACGACGACGGCAACUUCCACAUGGACUACAUCGUCGCAGCCUCCAACCUGCGGGCUGAGAACUACGACAUCCCCACAGCUGACCGUCUGAAGAGCAAGCUCAUCGCAGGCCGUAUCAUCCCGGCCAUCGCCACGACGACGGCGGCCGUAGCCGGGCUGAUGUGUCUGGAGCUGUAUAAGCUGGUGCAGGGCCACCGGCAGCUACACUCCUUCCGCUCGUCCUUCAUCAACAUGGCCGUGCCCAUGUGUGUGAUGUCCAUGCCCAGCAAGCCCCACGCAUUUACGGUGGCGGGGAAGGAGUACUCCCUCUGGGACAGCUUCCUGGUCGAGGGCAGGCCGGACGGCCAGCAGGAAAUGACCUUGGGGGGGCUGCUGGACCACAUCAAGCGGACGCAUGACCUGGAGGUGACGGGUCUUUUCUACGGGCCGGCCGUGUUGUACAUCGCUGGAUCCAGUUAUGAGGACAGAUUACAGCAGAGGGUGCCUGAAGUGGUCUGCAGCGUCACAAAGGAAGAGAUUCCUCCACAUGUGGAGAUGCUGGAGAUGGUGCCUUCUUUUGCAGAAGAUGAAGACUGUUUAAUAGUUCCUUCCAUCAAAUACGUUCUUAUACCAACCCUACAAAAUUAGGAUCUCCAGCCCAACUCUUCAUUUAAUCCACAUUGCCUAUUUGAUUAAGUGGUUUUGAAGUAAAUAUCAACUGAUCAGAAUCACCCAAGUUGAGGAUGAGGAUGAGUAUAAUAGAGAACGGGUGAGAUUGAUCCUUUCCAUGCAAUUUUGAGAUGAUGUUAUAUUUGUUGCCAGAUCAGAUCACAUUUUGUUGAGUUUUCUGGAAUUCAUACCUCACUAGAAUUCAUUUAAAAAAAAAAUGUAUGCCACUGUUGGCACCCUGCUGCUGUGAAGUGCUCACUGAAAUUCACAUAAUUACCAAGGAACAUCAAACUGAUAGCUUAGUGAUGUGCCCGUUUCCUUCUGGUUCCCCACUGAUGGAAUAAUGGAGGUGUGAACACGGGCACAUCACUACGCUAUUAGUUUGAUGUUCACUUGGUAUUAUGUGAAUUUCCGUUAUCCCAUAAGUCGGGGAACAAGAAGGAAGCGGGCUACACUCAAUGGUCCAAGCAUCAGCCAUUCUUUAGCCUUCCACACCUUUCUGGCCCCGCAGGGCCCAUCAUGUCUAAAAGGCCCUAGAGGCCUGUGUGCUCCCAACAGAUACAGUACUAAUCACAACUGUGUUUGACUUUCUGUAGUGACCUGUGAGCUUAAACAUGCAGCGAAAUUGGCAAUAACAAAAUCGCAAUGACAAUAAAUAAUAUGGCACAUCAUGUUUAAAUCAAUUUUGUCUGCUGUUAGAAAAAAAAAGUAAUUCGGAAAUGUUUUCCCCCGUGUGUAUCAAGGCUAGAUGAAAAUCCACUUUUGAAUAAAAGAAAGUAAUAUGUUAUAUGUGCAUAUACUUAUGUGGUCACAUUCUCUAGGUUUAACUUAACAUGAUUUAUAUUCUUGGUGUAGGCGGUUUUGUUUAGGGUGUGAUUUAUGAACUAAGCUGUCCGUUGAGACCAAAACAGAAUUCCCCCCACAUGAGGUGGUGACAUAGUUGUUGUCAUUGUCUGGUGUGAACAACUCCAAUUCAGUCUCUCUUAUUCCAGUCCCAACCCCUUUCAACAGUGUCUUUACACAAACACUGUAAAACCCCUUUCAAGCCCAUUCAGAUUCAGGACCUUCUUUGAAGUGCUCAAUGGAUUAAGCAUCUUACUGAACAAGCAGCGGAGACUGUUUUGAAGCUGUAAUUAGGGAGUUCUGCCUUUCUUCUAUUAGCUAUUAUGGGAAGAUCAAGAGUGGCUUUAAUAGCCAUUCAUUCUGUCCACUGACUUUUAAUUGUUUGAAUGUGUUGUCACUGUAUGAGGUUGAAGGUCUGUGAUUAAUGAUAUACAUGAAAUAUACAUAUACUUGAUACCUUCUAUCUUUGAAAACAUUCCAGCUUAAUUAAAAAAAUGUAAUAUGGUACUUUUACAUUUUAAACUGAUUUGAACUCAAUAAAUGGAAGUUUCUUCCAA
Messenger RNA from Clupea harengus (Atlantic herring), 5063 nucleotides. RefSeq names its product ubiquitin-like modifier activating enzyme 7 (gene uba7). Gene Ontology annotation, cellular component: nucleus; cytoplasm. Gene Ontology annotation, biological process: protein ubiquitination; DNA damage response; ubiquitin-dependent protein catabolic process. NCBI's taxonomy places the organism in Eukaryota, Metazoa, Chordata, Actinopteri, Clupeiformes, Clupeidae. The record is from RefSeq and is a predicted model, not a curated record. Gene Ontology annotation, molecular function: ubiquitin activating enzyme activity.